Paramacrobiotus metropolitanus is the source of this 2661-nucleotide messenger RNA. Its product is annotated as eyes absent homolog 1-like. The transcript has 13 exons. The record is from RefSeq and is a predicted model, not a curated record. Gene Ontology annotation, biological process: cell differentiation; multicellular organism development; positive regulation of DNA repair. Lineage: Eukaryota; Metazoa; Tardigrada; Eutardigrada; Parachela; Macrobiotidae. Gene Ontology annotation, molecular function: protein tyrosine phosphatase activity. The coding region runs from base 310 to 2277 and encodes 655 amino acids. Gene Ontology annotation, cellular component: nucleus.
AGAACACAUACAGCAGCAUAUGCAGGCAGCGCACAAAGGCAAAUACACAUUUUCUCUAACAAGGUAAUCACUCCGUGUUUGCCCUGGCGAUGGAGGCCCGGAAAGGUCACGGGUGUCUGUAUAGUUGAGGCGGUGACGGUAAUAAUGACAGAUCGGACAGUUGCGCAUCUGCACAGUGUUAUAACAUUGCCGGGAUGUUUAUACAAUAAUUUGAUUUGUGGAUGAUCAUGUGCUGGAUUCUAAUCUGAUUAAAAUAAUCCUUGUGAUUAAUGCGAAUGUGAUAGAGUAGAUGUUAAUGUUUUUAAUGUGAUGCUGACGCUUCAGGCCGUUGCGCGAUCAGACAUCCACGUCGCGGCUGCCCUGGGAGCGGACAGCCUGCUGAACACAUCCCCGGUGUGCCGCAGUCACAGCAGCAACAGUGCCGUUGCCGCGCACUCGCCAUCCGAUCCCGGCUGUGUGGGCGGGGUCGACGGGAGCGCUGGUUGUGCGGAUUCGGAAGCGGAUACGGGACACGCACUCAUCACUCGGCCGCCGUCGCCGCCGCCGGGCCAGGAUCCUUCUUCAUCCCGGAAAAGGAAGGCGGAGAGUCAGCCGGACAACAGCCGGCUUUUAAUUAGCACGAGUACAGGGAACGUUGGUGCAGCGACGCCUACACGGCCCCCGUUUCCUCUUACUGAGAAAAUGCAGGCCUACCCCUCGGUAGGCAGCGGUCACGCCGUGGCAGCGCACGCCCACAACUCCUCCUACUCGCAUUUGCCGGCCGCGGCCGCCGCCGCUUCCGGCUUCUACAAUGCUCAAAGCACGCCGGGCUACUCCACCAUCCUGCAGCAGCCCUACGGAAGAAAUCUGAAGCAAAACGGACAAACCUCGGUAGCCGGGCUCAGUUCGGCGGCCGCCGCUGCCGGCGGUUACAUGCCCACGGCCUUCCCGGGGACGUUCGCCUCAGUGCCGACCGGAAAUAAUCCCUACGCUGCUUACGGUGCCGCAGCGUACAAUGCCGGCGCGUUCUCGGCCAAUCCGUCGUGCAGUUCGCCGGGCUUCAGUCAGCAGCAGGCGCUGGACUACACGUACGGCUCCUACGGCCAGAACCCGGCCUACGCGGCCUACUACUCCCCGGCCAACUACCCGGCCUACAUGCACGCCGCCGCCGCCCAGGCGGUACAGGCCGUCCAGGCCUCCAACACCGCCGCCGCCGCCCACAAUCUCACCGCGCCGGCCGCCCACUCCGCGGCCAACGCGGGCUACCAGCUGGCCGGGCUCAACACUAAUUCCACGGCCGCAGAUUCGCACUACUCCACGUCCAAUAGUAACACCACGGCCACGCCCUCGCCGCCUCUCAAAGAGAACGCUUCCGUGGCGUCACUCAGCAAGAAAGCGCGUUCAUCUAAGAACCGUGGGCGUCGGCAGAACAACCCGACACCGCCGCCCGAGGGCGACAUGGAGCGGGUGUUCAUCUGGAAUCUAGACGAGACCAUCAUCGUGCUGAUCAGCGGCGUCCUGCAGGACCCGCUGCCGCAUCCGGACCUGCAGAACAGGGCGCUGGACUGUGAAUUCUUCCGCAGCAUCUGUCUGCGCAUGGAGACGCUGAUUAUGCAGAUAUCGGAGAAGUGUCUGUUCAUGGAGGAUCUGUACGAGUGCGAUCAGGUGCACAUUGACGAUGUGGCUAGCGACGAUAACGGACAGGAUUUAAGUUCGUAUAAUUUCGCGGCGGAUGGCUUCCGCGCAAUCUCCCCGAACGGCAACCUGUGCAUGGCGUCGGGAGUGCGCGGCGGCGUCGAUUGGAUGCGGAAACUGGCCUUCCGCUACCGGCGCAUCAAGGACAUCUACAACCAGUACCGCACCCAGCCCGAUGUGUUGUGCGGGCAUUGCGGCGUGAGUCGGCAGGAGUGGGUGACGAUGCGGGAGCAGAUCGACAGUCAGACCUUCAACUGGUCGCGGCUGGCGCACGAGUGCCUGAAGAAGAUCGCCACCCGCGACGGCUGCACCAACGUCCUGGUCACGCAGAACGCCCUGGUGGCCGCCAUCACCAAGCUUCUCCUUUUCGGCUUCGCCGAUGUGUUCCCCAUCGAGAACGUCUACAGCUCCGCCAAAGUCGGUAAGGAGACAUGCUUCGAGCGCAUCCUCAACCGUUUCGGCCGCAAGUGCACCUACGUCGUGGUGGGCAGCGGACAUGAGGAGGAGACCGCGGCCAAACAAAUGAACUUCCCGUUCUGGCGCGUGGAAUGCUUCAACCACUUGGUGGCCCUGCGCCACGCCAUCAACGAGCAACACCUGUAAAGGUCACCAGGAGGACGGGGUCCAGCGCUGGCCGUGCAUAUAUACGCACACCUGUGAUACACAAUUAUCCACAACGAUGAACAAGGCAACCACGCAAGUCCCACACCGGCAACUGGAUGGUGUCGUGGAGAUAACUGUGGAUGUUAACAAUUUUACAAUACUCGCGAACUGGGUUGCUUCCUGCUAAUAAUGUCACUUAACAAAUUUCAACCGCUAUUCGUUCCUAUACAUGUUUAUAACGUCGAUGAUCAUCCAGUCUACAAAUGGACGUUGGUUUUCGCUUCUCCUCGGCAGACCCGGUUAAAUUUAUUACUCAUUAUGUACUCUGAAUUACAGCGGUCACUCUUGUGUACAAAAUUAACUUACAGUCAAAUAAAACCGUUC